Messenger RNA from Linum tenue, 1786 nucleotides. NCBI's taxonomy places the organism in Eukaryota, Viridiplantae, Streptophyta, Magnoliopsida, Malpighiales, Linaceae. The record is from the annotation of a GenBank genome assembly.
UUCCGUUCCCUACCAAAAUUCCGCAUAUCCCUCUCUCUCUCUCUCUCUUCCACUGGGUUCAAAAAAGACAAGGAUUCGCAUCCAAAUCGCACUCCCAUUAUACUAUAUACUACCGACGGCCUCGCACUAGGCUCGCCAAUCGCCAUCUCCACUUUCCUUGCCCACAACAAGAUUCCUCUUCCCCGGCAUAGUGAUACCUCUCUCUGUUUCUCAUAGGAAGGAGAAGUUAAAAGCGUGUUUUCUUUUUUUUCGGGGGAAACGAAGAUGUCGAAAGCUGGUGCAUUGGAUCUUGCUUCCGGUCUCGGUGGGAAGAUCGAGAAGAAGGAAGUUCUUUCCGCCGUCGAGCAGUAUGAGAAGUACCACAACUUGUAUGGAGGUGCUAAUGAGGACAGGAAAUCUAACUACACUGACAUGGUUAAUAAAUAUUAUGACCUUGCAACUAGCUUUUACGAGUUUGGCUGGGGAGAAUCUUUCCAUUUUGCCCACAGGUUCAAUGGUGAAUCUCUUCGGGAGAGCAUCAAGCGGCAUGAGCACUUCCUUGGCCUGCAACUUGGCUUGAAACCUGGACAAAAGGUGUUGGAUGUUGGAUGUGGAAUUGGUGGACCACUGAGAGAAAUUUCUAGGUUCAGCUUAGUAUCAGUGACAGGGUUGAACAACAAUGAAUAUCAGAUAUCACGAGGAAAGGAACUAAACCGCAUUGCAGGAGUGGACAAGACAUGUGAUUUUGUUAAGGCUGACUUCAUGAAAAUGCCAAUCCCAGAUAACAGCUACGACGCAGUGUAUGCAAUUGAAGCCACCUGCCAUGCACCUGAUGCGUAUGGAUGCUACAGCGAGAUUUACAGAGUAUUGAAACCUGGCCAGUGUUUUGCUGCUUAUGAAUGGUGCAUGACGGAUGCUUAUAAUUCAGAAAACAAAGAACACAACAAAAUUAAGGCAGAAAUAGAGAUUGGUGAUGGCCUUCCUGACAUUAGGUCAACGACACAGUGCAUCGAGGCGCUGCAAAAGGCUGGUUUUGAGGCAAGUCAUAGACCUUCCCUCCCCUCCCCUCCCCAAACCCUUCUCCCUCUUUUUUCUUCUGUUAUAUGGUCAAAGGAUCUUGCAAAAGACUCACCUAUACCGUGGUACUUGCCCUUGGACAAAAGUCACUUCUCGCUGAGCAGCUUCCGUUUGACUGCUGCCGGAAGAUUCUUCACUAAAAAUCUGGUGAAGGCCCUCGAGUAUGUAGGACUUGCUCCAAAAGGAAGUCAAAGGGUUCAAGAUUUUCUUGAGAAGGCUGCUGAGGGAUUGGUCGAUGGUGGAAAGAAAGAGAUAUUCACACCAAUGUUCUUCUUCUUGGCUCGUAAGCCGCACUCAGGGGAUCACUAAAAAAAUGUGGGUAGUUUUAUGUGCUCGGCAGCUAGCUUACUCUCUGUUGGGCAAUGAACAGAAGCUCACUCCGAGUUUUGUAUUUCCCGCUCUCUUUGGAACAGUUUCAUUAUACUGCAUGUGUUAUCAGUGUUCAGUCUUAGCGUCGUUAAGCGAGACUCAUCAGCUUUCUUUCUCGACUAACGUAGACUGGCGCUAGCUUUCUGGUUCUCAGGAAUCGAUCAUUCCAACCUAUUUUAGCCUGUGCUAGUUAAGAUCUAACUGCCUCGAUCUUAUGGGACGAGCUACAUUCCCAUGAUAAAGGUUUUGCAUUUAUGGUCGUUCGAUUGCCGAGCUCAAUGUUUGAAUGCAGGGUGUGACUGAGAGUUAAUUGUUGAGCAUUUUCUUCAAGCACAUAGAUAGAAAGAAAUUAUAGUCGAUC